AUGGAGCAUGUUAAAGCCUUACAAGUCAAUAUGCCAUUCGUGGACACAAUGCUCCAAACUCCCAAAUACUUUAACUUGCUUAAGGGUUUGUUUGCUGCCAGGAAAGAUCUUGCUGAAGUCGCGGAGAAAUUGAUGAGUGAGCUACCUGAGAAGAAGGGUGAUCCGGGUAAUAUAGUAAUCCCGUGCCAAUUUGGCAAUGAUGUUUCCACACGAGCUUUGGCUGAUUCAGGGGCAAGCAUUAAUUUGAUGCCCUAUUCAUUCUUUAAGAAGCUAAAUUUACCAGCGCCAAAGCCGACUACUUUGACAUUAAGAGUGGGUGAUGAGUCGGUGAUGUUUAAAGCAAAUCCAGAGAUCAAGCAAGAAGAAGAAAAGCGAGAAGAAAUCUCAUUUAUCCAAUUAGAUGAUGAGGUAUUGCAAAAAGAGCUUGAUAUUUUAUUAAAAGAAGACCCAAUUACUGUGAGUGGUUCUUUGGAAGAACAAUCUGCAGAAAAAGUAAAAGGAAUGGAGGUCCAACACGCCAACGUGGCAUGCCUUGAUAUGAUGCCAUUUGGAAAAGAGUCGAGCACAAAAGAGAAUGAAGCCAUAAAUGGAAGCGGAGCGGAAGCUGAUCACCAAUUCACCACUAAACCUAAAGCACGGACCAUCAUGAAAUAUGAAGUCAUUAAAUUUAAAGAGAAGGAUAAAUCAUGUUCAGAAGAGGACAAUCUUCAACUGGUAGCCAAGGGGAGUUUCCAUGGUUAA
Messenger RNA from Lactuca sativa (garden lettuce), 741 nucleotides. Lineage: Eukaryota; Viridiplantae; Streptophyta; Magnoliopsida; Asterales; Asteraceae. The record is from RefSeq and is a predicted model, not a curated record.